This is a messenger RNA of Gossypium raimondii (Peruvian cotton), 1015 nucleotides long. RefSeq lists its product as uncharacterized. Bases 190 to 663 code for a protein of 157 amino acids. Lineage: Eukaryota; Viridiplantae; Streptophyta; Magnoliopsida; Malvales; Malvaceae. Gene Ontology annotation, cellular component: endoplasmic reticulum membrane. The transcript has 3 exons. The record is from RefSeq and is a predicted model, not a curated record. Gene Ontology annotation, biological process: intracellular sphingolipid homeostasis; ceramide metabolic process; negative regulation of ceramide biosynthetic process.
GUGGCGUAUGAGUAAAGCAAAAGAGUCUAUUUUGUAAUAAUGAGUUGAAAUUAAUUUCCCUUCAUCUUCAUCUUCAUCGUAGAACGCCUAGUGUUUGAAUUUAUAUAAAUUCAAUCAAAUACAAAAACUGGGUCGUUUUAGAAGAAGGCUCUCGUCUCUGAUUUUGGCGGGUUAAAUUGAAAAACAUAAAUGGCGAAUCUAUAUGUGAAGGCGGUACCACCGGCUGAUCUGAACCGGAACACCGAGUGGUUCAUGUACCCAGGUGUAUGGACUACUUAUAUUCUAUUCCUCUUUUUCUCUUGGCUCCUUGUUCUUUCCAUCUUUGGUUGUUCUCCUGGCAUGGCUUGGACCAUCGUUAAUCUCGCUCACUUCCUUGUUACUUACCACUUCUUUCACUGGAAGAAGGGAACCCCGUUUGCUGAUGAUCAAGGAAUUUACAAUGGCUUGACUUGGUGGGAGCAGAUAGACAAUGGAAAGCAGCUAACACGCAACAGAAAGUUUUUAACCGUUGUACCUGUUGUGCUAUACCUGAUAGCUUCGCAUACAACAGACUACCAACAUCCUAUGCUCUUUCUGAACACGCUUGCAGUGAUCAUCCUCGUCGUUGCCAAGUUCCCAAACAUGCACAAGGUCCGGAUCUUCGGAAUCAAUGCAGACAAGUGAGUUUAUCUCCCCGUUCAGAACAGUUGAUUUCACCAGCUAGAAAAGCCAUACAUACAGCUCCUUCACCUCUGUUGAAAAUGGGUAUAUCUCUUUGUAUAGAACAUUUUGAAGGCUUAAUGUCCUUUCGUUUUCGUGGUGAAUUUUCUGACUGCACACUUGGAAGCUCCCCUUUGAUCAUGAUGAAGGAAUAAUGAGUGUAUCAAGUUAAAAUCUUUGUAUAGUAGAGAAACAUAAUGUAUGUUCAAUAUCAUUUGUGUGUAUAUGUAUUUAUGCUGCUUUCAUGUUCUUAUUUAUGUGUGUGUGUGUAUAUAUAUAUAUAUAUAUUUAUGCAGCUAUCAUGUUCUUAUUUUCA